CAAAGCAUCUCUUUCACUCAAACUGAAAGCAACAAACCACCAAACACACAACAAUGUCCCAACUCAGAAUCACUUCCACCCUCUUUCUCUUUCUCUCUCUCACAUUCUUCCUAUUUCAUACCCAUCUCCCAAUUUGCACUUCCCUGUUAUCAACAGUAGACCUCAAUUUGUUGAAACACAGUGAAAUUGAUACAGUAAUCACAAAGAGGGUUUGCACAAAGAGCAUUGGUGAAUGUUUAACAGAGCCUGAGAUGGAUUCAGAGACAAAUAGAAGAGUUUUAGCAAUGCAGAAAAAGUACAUUAGUUAUGAUACAUUGAAGAGAGACAUGGUUCCUUGUGAUAGAGCUGGUGCUUCUUAUUACAAUUGUCAUCCAAGACAAGCAAAUCCUUAUAGUAGAGGUUGUGAGGUUAUUACUGCAUGUGCAAGAGGUGUUCAACAAAUCAAGACUUGACAUUUUCAUGGAUCAAGGAAAGUUUAUUUUCAUUUCUCUUUUUUCCUUUUUUUUCAUUAUCUAAUUAUUUUUUGUUGUUUCUUUUAUGAGUUUUAUUCUGUAGCUAAUAAGAUUAUUAUUUUAAUUUUUAAAUGCUUUCUAUUAUUGACUUUAUUUUUUAACAUUAUGUUAUGUUAUAUCAUUAGUGUAUCUAUGAAAAUAUCUUAUUUUGUUUUAUA
Messenger RNA from Cicer arietinum (chickpea), 670 nucleotides. RefSeq names its product protein RALF-like 24. Gene Ontology annotation, cellular component: plasmodesma. The record is from RefSeq and is a predicted model, not a curated record. Gene Ontology annotation, biological process: calcium-mediated signaling. Lineage: Eukaryota; Viridiplantae; Streptophyta; Magnoliopsida; Fabales; Fabaceae.